This is a messenger RNA of Amphibalanus amphitrite, 4109 nucleotides long. Its product is annotated as serine beta-lactamase-like protein LACTB, mitochondrial. The transcript is spliced from 7 exons. Bases 188 to 1693 code for a protein of 501 amino acids. The record is from RefSeq and is a predicted model, not a curated record. Lineage: Eukaryota; Metazoa; Arthropoda; Thecostraca; Balanomorpha; Balanidae.
UCAAGAACGGCCUUGACUUCAAGCUCGUGUAAAGCUGCAUGUCAUGGGAGUGUAAUUUAUACCCAUUUAUUGGUAUUUUUAUCAUUGCUUUGUUAUUUUGAAUUCAGUGCGACAAACAAGCAAAUACUUCAAGCUGCUGCAAUUGAAUUGUGCUCCUGGUGGACGGAAGGUUGCUCCAGGUCAGAGGAUGUUACCUCAAUUGCUCAAGGCGGGUGCAGCUCUUGCUGCCACCACUGCUGCAGUAACACUUGGGAAAGGAUAUUUUGGGACUCUCCAAUCUGAAGAUCCAUCAUCAACCACAUCUGCUGAUCAAGAAGCAUCUUGGCCUGGUGACCUGGAUCAUACAAAAUUAGAGAAAAUAAAGGAUGCUGCCCGGGAGCUGGUCUUGAGAAAGAAGGAGGAGUGUGGAGCGCCGGGCGUGACAAUCGCUGUCUCAAAAAAUGGACGUCCGGUCUGGGCCGAGGGUUUCGGGUACGCCGAUGUGGAGAAUUUUACUCCGAUGACUCCGCGGCACGUGCUGAGAAUAGCCAGUAUCAGCAAGCCGAUCACGAUGGCACUGGUGGCACGUGCUAUGGACGCCGGUCUUCUGGACGCGAGCCACACCGUGCACCACUACCUGCCGCACUACCCGCGCCACAGCGUCGACGGCGAACAGGUGGACAUGACCAUAGACCAGAUUGCGACGCACCAAGCGGGUAUCAGACAUUAUCAUAAGAAGCCAGAUGCUCAUAUUAUGAAGCAAAAUUCUGAAAACUCGAAGAAGAAGAAACUUGCACAUGAGGUGUUGGAACAUGAGAGUAAACGUCGCUCGAACUCGGGAGAUGAUAAGGAGUCGGCCGGACGUCCCGAUUUCGCAGACACCGACAGCGAAAAGCCAGAUUCAGGGGAAAAGAAGAUUCAGUCUGAAAAGAAGCAAACAGAGCCAGUGCCGGCCAAAGAAUUUCACACCACCGACAAGUAUGACAACGUUGGAGAAGCCCUGAGUGUCUUUAAGGAUGACGAGCUCAUCCACAAGCCAGGCUCGGACUUCCACUACUCGACGCACGGAUACACACUUAUCAGCGCUGUGCUGGAGGCAGCCACUGGGGCCCGCUUCAGAGACCAGCUGCGCCGCAUGUUCUACGCCAUGGAUCUACGCUCCACGUAUGUGGAUGAGAAUGACACCAUCAUCCGGAAUCGUUCCAGGUAUUACGUGCGUGGCAAAGAUGGCAAGCUGCAGAACGCGCAGCACGUCGACAACUCGUGGAAGAUCGCCGGCGGCGGUCUGUUGUCGACUCCGACGGACCUAUGUCGGUUUGCCGACAUUAUGCUGUACAGCUGGCAGGCGGACGAAGGUGCGCAGCCGGCCGGCUACCUGCGCCCGGCCACGGCGCGCUGGCUAUGGACGCCGGCGCCGCCACCACCGCCGCCUACCGGCCGCCGCCGCCGCCCCUGGACACCCAACAGGUUCGCGCGCGGCUGGCACGUGGGUCGCGAGCAGCCGGAGCUGGGCGCCGGCCCGGGCGCCGCUAUGGUGGCCUAUCACACGGGCGGCGCCGCCGGCUGCAGCUCCAUACUGCUGGUGCGGCCCGACGGUCAGCAGACCGGGAACGACGGACGGCCGCGCGGCGUGUCGGUGGCCGUCAUUGCCAACGCGCAGGACGUCAGUCUGAGAGAGGUGGCUGACGACGUGGCGCGGCUGUUCGCCGAAUGAGAGCGCCGCUGUGCGUCCUUCGAUCACCCACCGUCGCUCCGCCCUGACUAAUCACCUUCCGUUCACCAGCGAACCACCCGCUCGCCCGGCCAUCUACCACUGUCCCUCCGCUCUGGCUGUCCACCUGCCCAUCCGGCCUGCCGUCAACCUACCGGCCGAGCCUACGUACCCAGUCCACCCAUCCACCUACCCACCGACGGGCCGAGCCUACUCAGUACUCACUUAUCCACCGACCGACCGGCCUCCGCCAGUCCUUACUCUCAGACUAUCCGGCUGUCUACCCAUCGUCCACCCGCCCACCGUCUUUCCGCCCUGAAUGACCGACGCCCGUCCAUUGGCCGCCGACUGACCCGGCCCCGUCCGUCGCCCGUCCGUUGGCCGCCUCCCGCCGACUGGCCACCGUCUUCCCGCCCGAUCCCAUCCGUCGCCCCUCUCGGCCCGCCCGGUCUCGUCAUUCGCCCGCCCGCCUGGUCCGCCCGGACCGCGAGACCCUAUCAACCCUCAGUCACCCGGCAUUGAGUCUAAACGACUGACACAGUUCCUGGUACCGAGUCCAAACGACUGACACACUGACACAGUUCCUGGUACCUACCGAGUCUAAACGACGGGCACAGUCCCCACAGUCCCCAUCGUCCGCCAGCCACCAGCGCGGUUCAACUUAGCAGCGGAUCACUUGGAUUGCCACCAAUCUACUCCGAGGAUUCAUUUUAGUAGUGUUUAUCGCUCAUGACUUAGCGUGAUGUCCCAAUGUCGUGAUGUCCGUUGUGGUAGCCGUUUGUCAUGGUAAGGCUAGCUUCAGACAGGUCACUUUGAAGUUGAUAAGCUGUAGGCUAACUUGGAUUGAAUGGAAGAUACCUACAUAUCGACACCUUUUUUUAAACCCCUCAUCUGCUCUCCCGUGAAUAUCCGGGAGGCACGAAAGAUCUCCUUUUAAAAGUGUCCAAUCGUCCGAUCCUGAUCAAAUAUGUGUGUUCGUAGGCCUGUUCUGGUAUUGCUUUAUCUGCCAAGACAGACAAACUUGAGAAAAAUCGAGUGAUUGUACCUUUUUUGAAGGUCUCUAACCAAAUUGUCUGAAAUUCACCGGAGAACAAAUGUGGGUUUUUUAAAAAAGGUGUCGAUGUCAUAGAUAGAGAGAUUUGAUUGCCAUGAAAAAUACCUAACGAAAAAGCCUACCUAAAAAAAAUACCUUCAAUUUCAUCAUCGGCUCCAUAUAGCUAGAACAAGUUCUUCUGUUGCAAAUUUACCCAAUUCAGCUGUUAUAAAAAAAAAAUAUUUAGAAAUGUAAAACUAAAAUGCAUGAUAAUGCAGCAGCGCCGAAUUUGAACGAGGGUGUGCUGUAUGCAGGGAGUAGGUAUGUGGAUUGUGGAAUUGGAAACGUUUUUCGACUGUGAUUAGGUGUGGCUCAGGUGAUCGUGUCCGUUCUUCAAUUUCAUCGUGGCGAUUUAUCAACUUACAUUUAUCAUAUGUGUACAUGUUUGCAUUAUGUGAGAGUAGAGUAUGUACUGUGUAUGCAAGCAUGCGUGAUUUGUACUCGGUGUGUAAUUUUGUAGCGUGUUUAGAGGCCACUACCUCUACCCAUUGGCUAGCAGUACACCUUUCGGUAAUUGCUGGUAUCAUUCACGGCAUAUUGUUGCUGAAAGGUUGUCCAUUGUACAACCAGCGUUUGCUGUAUGUGACUAUUGUGCUGGCAUUGGACCCAAAUGAAAAUUUCAAAGAAUGCUCGAUGACCUGUGAUCAUGUGAGGAGUGUGCCAUAGGUACCGUGCGGGAUCUCAUGUUGUAAUUUUAGUGUCGAUAUAUGUCAAGCACUAGUUCUCUUGCAUGGCUCAUCAAUGAGAGGCUCUCAUUGAUAAGCGAUGCAAGAGAACUAGAGAACUGAGAGCAAAAUGCAAACACCUAGUGAUUUCGUCUCAUAAGCCUGUAAAGUGCAAGAUAUCACCUGCAGCAUCAGUAUGUGACAACUUCCUCGACACUGAACGCAAAACUGGCAUCGAUAAGGUGCGCUUGUUUUGUCUUGUUUUGUUCAAGGCUCAAGCAUGUUUCUACCUGAGAUGAGGAAUUGAUUCUGUGCCAUACGUUUCACCGGAUAAAGUGUAUUUUGCUAAUGUUUAACCUUCUUUCAUCACGUCAAUUUUCAGAGAAACUGUGGCCAGACCACUCGCGACCCUAGUAUUUUCACCAAACAGAGCUCGGCCGACGGUCCGAUACCGGGACAAUCUGGACCUGUUGAUUGUCCAGGCUGAUGGCCUGCGCUCACAUCUUCACCACUGUUUGCGCCGAGUGGGUGGGCGUGGUGAAGGGCUGUGAUUAGAACAACUACGCCCGUCGCCCAGCCGGGCGUGUGGUAGGAGCAGCCGGCGAAACAGAUCUGACGGUGAUUUACAAACAUUACCGAAUAUAAUUGAUGUGAAUUUAAA